Melospiza georgiana is the source of this 1735-nucleotide messenger RNA. It is a transcript of the gene PARD6G, whose product is annotated as par-6 family cell polarity regulator gamma. The transcript has 3 exons. The record is from RefSeq and is a predicted model, not a curated record. Gene Ontology annotation, biological process: establishment or maintenance of cell polarity; regulation of cellular localization; centrosome cycle. Gene Ontology annotation, molecular function: protein kinase C binding. Gene Ontology annotation, cellular component: cell cortex; apical plasma membrane; nucleus. NCBI's taxonomy places the organism in Eukaryota, Metazoa, Chordata, Aves, Passeriformes, Passerellidae. Bases 2 to 1156 code for a protein of 384 amino acids.
GAUGAACCGGAGUUUCAACAAAUCUCAGACUCUGCGGUAUCUGGAGUGCAGCGCGGUGGAAGUGAAGAGUAAGUUUGGGGCAGAGUUCAGAAGGUUCUCUCUGGAUCGCUACAAGCCAGGAAAGUUUGAAGACUUCUACAAACUAAUUCUUCACAUCCAUCACAUAGCCAACCUGGAAGUGAUGAUCGGAUAUGCUGAUGUGCAUGGAGACCUUCUCCCUAUUAACAAUGAUGACAACUUCUUCAAGGCUGUUUCAAGUGCUCAUCCACUGCUCAGGGUUUUUAUCCAAAGACAAGAUGAAGUGGACUACAGCAAUUUCGGGACCAAUACACUGUCGAGGAAGAAGAAGGCUCUGGUGACACUGCGCAAUGACAACCUCCGCCGGCGUCCCCACAUCAACAUUAGCAUGCCUCACGAUUUUAGACCGGUGUCUUCCAUAAUUGAUGUGGACAUCCUCCCUGAAACACACAGGAGAGUGAGGCUGUAUCGACACGGGUGUGAGAAACCCCUGGGGUUUUACAUUCGCGACGGCACCAGUGUAAGGGUGACUCCUCACGGACUGGAAAAAGUCCCCGGUAUCUUCAUCUCCCGUAUGGUUCCUGGUGGCUUGGCAGAGAGCACGGGCUUGCUGGCUGUGAAUGACGAAGUCCUGGAAGUCAAUGGCAUUGAAGUAGCAGGAAAGACUCUUGACCAGGUCACAGACAUGAUGAUUGCCAACAGCCAUAAUCUCAUUAUCACGGUCAAGCCAGCAAACCAGAGGAACAAUAUUAUUCGGAGCAGUAGGAUGUCUGGUAGCUCUGGCCAGUCUACAGACAGCACUGCGAGUCACCAUAGCUUGCCUACACCCCACGUGCUGCAGAACUUCCACCCUGAUGAAAUGGAGAGUGACGAAGAGGCUGACAUUGUCAUCGAGGGUGGUCUGGAGCCACAACACAUUCCUAAACUGCACAGCCUUACUUCCAGUAGCCUCUCUCGAAUCAAUGGCAGCAGCCUUAGCCACAGACUUCAAAGGGACCUGGUGCUCAACAACAGCUCUGGCCGAGAAAGCAACGGCAACCUCCACAAAUUACUCAGUUCCUUAAAAACUGAUCCCCGACACAGUCUGGUUAUCCCCAGAGGAGGUAUCGAGGAGGACGGAACAGUCAUUACACUUUAGUAGCAAUUUCUGCAAUUCUCCUUACAGUCUUAAGUGCCAAUUGGGACAAUCGACUCGUGCAGCACGUGCACGAAACAGGGAGCUGACAUUCACAGACCUCACGGGUGCAGAAAAUUGUUGCUUUCUAGGAAACGUGGCAUCUGGAGUUAGACAUAAAACUGUCAUGCACUGCAAAACUCGUCAGGAGAAAGCCAGAGUGCAAAACCUGGUUUAUGUCCCAGCCCUGAAGUGAGAACACAAAUUUGUUUUAGUUGGUAUAAACCUAAGCAGUCUUACAGGCUACCCAUGGCAGUGUUAUGUACUCGGGUUUGAAAGCAUGGGUAGAUGUAUUUAUACAUGCAUAUAUAUGAAUUAGAUUUUAAUAGUAACAGGCAUGUCUAUUUGAAGUGGAACCUGGUUUUCUUCUAAUACCAGCUAAGGAGAGAGUGCUUCUUAAUAGCUAUACCGUCUUCUUCUGUUACAUACAGCCAGCCCUUCUGCCGACUUGUUUACACCAUCUUUUCAGCGUUAUGUCUAAUCCAGACGAGCUCUGUAAAAGCAGCCGUUUCCUAUUCCGGUGGCAGCAGCGUUCGGGAGACG